This is a messenger RNA of Pteropus alecto (black flying fox), 926 nucleotides long. RefSeq lists its product as hypothetical. Lineage: Eukaryota; Metazoa; Chordata; Mammalia; Chiroptera; Pteropodidae. Bases 156 to 854 code for a protein of 232 amino acids. The record is from RefSeq and is a predicted model, not a curated record. The transcript has 5 exons.
GAGUGUCUGCUCCGCGACGCGACCGCAGUCAGAAGAAGAGCCGAGGGCUGCUCCAGGUGGCUCCGCCCCUCGCAUUCGCGGGUCUUCCUCCCAGAAGUUGGCCAAGCUCACGCCCCGCAUCCUGUUUCGCCUCUUCCGAGGCCCAGCCCGUGAACAUGGCGUCCGCCCGCGGGUUGUGGGGCUGUGAGGACCCGAGCCGCUGGGCCGCCAUCCUGGCGCGCCACGAGGAGGUGGUGCGAACGCGCGCGGGCUCCCAGCGGCAACUAGAAGCCCUGGACCGAUGGUAUCGAGAGGAUUUGCCCGCAGCCAUCGAGGGCCGAGCGGAGAAGCACGUGACACGAGACGAGCUGGAGCGGCUGCUGGCCUGGAAGCUGGCGAGGGGCCGUUUCCGGCCGCGCCUGCAACAGCUGGUGGCCACCAACCCCCCGGAGCUGGUGGUGAAGCGCUCCGCCGCUGCCUUCAACCUCCUGCCAGACAUGCAGGCAGCGGUCACAGAAUUGUGCGCCCUCAGGGAUGUGGGCCCCGCCACUGCCUCGGCGGUCCUGGCUGCUGGAGCUCCUGAGGUGGCAGCCUUCAUGUCUGAUGAGGCCGUGUCCUCAGUUCCUGGCCUGCCAGCCCUGCAGUACACUCUCAAACACUACUUGCUGUACCUGCGCCAGGUGCAGGAGCGUGCCACAGCCCUAAAUGGAGGUAGUACCUCAGGGUUGUGGACCGCUCAUCGUGUGGAGACAGCAUUGUGGACCUGGGCUGUGGGGCAGAAGCUGUGCCCCCAUCUGCUGCCCAACCUCAGCCCCAGCUCGGCCACCCCUGAGGAUACCAGGCCAUCCAAGAAACACAGGACCCAGGCCAACUGAACUUGGCUGUGGCUCAGGACCUGCUCACCUGCUGUGUGACUGCAGAAGCUCAAUAAAUGCCUGCUAAACUCA